Messenger RNA from Eleginops maclovinus (Patagonian blennie), 3033 nucleotides. It is a transcript of the gene mindy4, whose product is annotated as MINDY lysine 48 deubiquitinase 4. NCBI's taxonomy places the organism in Eukaryota, Metazoa, Chordata, Actinopteri, Perciformes, Eleginopidae. Gene Ontology annotation, molecular function: cysteine-type deubiquitinase activity; K48-linked deubiquitinase activity. The transcript is spliced from 18 exons. The coding region runs from base 216 to 2339 and encodes 707 amino acids. Gene Ontology annotation, biological process: protein K48-linked deubiquitination. The record is from RefSeq and is a predicted model, not a curated record.
CAUGACAACGUACAUUGCCAUACAACUGAUGUGAAAGACCAGCGCAGUUGUUUCACCAAUCUGUAGCUCAUUUGGACGGUCUCCUAAAGGUCCAGGUUGUGGCUACACCACACACCCUUGAUGUAGUUCACUAGACGGCCAGCUAAAGGCUACUGUCCGAGGAACUGAGUAUUUGUGUCAGAAGAAGGCCAUUACAGCGGGACACAUUCAUCACUAUGGUCGUUUCAGCUGAAGAGGUGGCUUCGUCCGUUGUACGAGAGUAUCUGAACCGAAAGGGGCUCAAGAGGACGAUUGCCUGCAUGGACGAAGAAUAUCCUCGCACAAAGGCCAGUAUUAACAACAGAUCACAUCUGAGGCAGAUUCUACACAUGGAGGGGCUCUAUCGAAAUAAUAAAGUUCAGAACACCCCCUUGAAAACAUUACUCGAGAUUAUUGUCAAGCAUCAUAUUGAGGGGCAGGACAAGACCCCCAGCAAUGAAAGUUAUCCCCGUCAGUCUGAUCAAGCUAAGAGCUGGAUUUCUAAUUCUCCUGCAGAAACAGCGAUGAAUGACACAAAAACAGAUGAGAGCACAACGGCUUUUGUUAUUGGGAAACACAACAAAUUAAGAUCUGAUAUAGGAGACUUCCGCCCUUCUCAACUUGAAACAGACCCACUGUCCAGCCAAUAUCAAACAGGUUUCUGGGCCUAUGACUUAGAAGAACAAAAAGACCAGCCACUGAGGGCUUCCCUCCACGACAAUGAACGCCUCACCAGAGCUGAAACUGAGAAAAAGCUUUCCAUGAUUACUGAGAGCACCCAAAGGAACAGAAGUAAUCGAAUUAGACGUGGAAUGAUGGCUGGACCAAUAGCUAGCACAGCUCAGGAAUCAAACAAAAAAAGGCAGACUCGAAAGCUUGAAGGGUCCCAGCCGCUGCUAAAAAGAGAUGAAGACAACAGGCAGUGUAAGGACGGGGUUUUAGUGGCGGGCAAACGUCAAAAAAGCCCAGAAAGCAGCCAAACACAAAUACGCUCAGCUAACUGUGUUGAAGGGCAAUGGGAGAUGUGGAGUGAACCCGAAAGACUGCAGAGGGAGAACAGCUUUGACAAAGCUCAACAAGACGUACGGAAGACUACAAAAGUGAAGUCUUUGUCCAGUCCAACUGUGGCAGAUUUGGAUGUGUCUGAGAUGGUUUUAGAUGACAUUGAUGAUGAUGAUGAUGAUGACGAUCUGGGAGAACUCUCCAAAGUGUCCUUUCAGCGGACUGUCCCAGAGCACAGCCAUGCAGGCCACCCCAUGGACCAACACACCGCCAUGGAAUUGAAAGCUGUUCUUCUGGGUACCAGCCUAAAUUGUUUCAGUGUUGAAUGGAGAAAUCAGGGUCUCACGUUCUCAGAAACACAUGAUCUGAGAUACGGAAUCGUGCAGAAAAAGGGUGGUCCUUGUGGAGUUCUGGCAUCCUUCCAAGCCUUUGUUCUAAAGAAACUGCUGUUUGAAUACACUGAAAGCAGUAGUAUAGGCCUUCAGAGGUUAAGACCUUCUAAUUCUACCAGAAGAAAGUGUCUUGUUUUAGCGACUGCGGAAAUACUUUGGAGGGCUGGCGAGGAAAACCAAGCUACGAUUGCAAUAAAUUCAGGAAGAAAUCACUUCACCCCAGCAGGAUACUACAAAUCUGAAGGAGUGCUUGAAAAGAUAACAUGUUUCACUGUGGAUAACUUCAUGGACCUGCAGUCCCUUCUGGAGCGGCACAUUGAUCAGUUUGAGACUGGGGCGUUAGGAUGCCUUCUGCUCAGCAUAUCUGCUGUCCUCUCUCGAACCGUUGAAAAAGUAAGAGAGGAUAUGGACGUGCACACUAACACACUCAUUGGAGCCCAUGGCUACUGCACACAGGAGCUGGUGAAUCUGUUGCUCUGCGGCAGGGCAGUUUCUAAUGUCUUUGACAAUGACAUUGAGCUGGAUUCAGGCAAUGGCAACAUGACUCUACUGAAGGGAGUCAAAGACCACUGUGACGUGGGCCUGCUGUCCCUGUUUGAACACUAUAACAUCUGCAAGGUAGGAGCUUACCUAAAGACUCCCCGUUACCCUAUUUGGGUGGUGUGCAGUGAAAGCCACUUCAGCGUGCUGUUUGGCCUGCAGAGGGAGCUGUUGACCGACCAGGACAAGGGCCUGGAGUUUGACCUCUACUAUUAUGAUGGACUGGCCAAUCAACAGGAGGAGAUCCGCCUCACUGUCUUUGUUGGCAAAUCGUCCCUAAGCGAUCAAGAUGUGGACACUGAUCUCAUCCCUCCGCUGGAGCACUGCAUCCGAACAAGGUGGAAAGAUGCAUUCGUCAAUUGGAACGACACAGAGCCUAUUCUCUGAUGCUUUGAUCGUAUCAAUCAUCCACCGACAAGAAACCUUAUGCAUUAUCAAUAGAGAUUUUCAUACAUUUUAUGAUGUUUUCUUCAUAUUUAUCUUUUUAUUAUUAUAACCAUUGUUUGGUUGUGAGAAACAUGUUGUGCCAUUUGUUUACAUGAUGGUCUGGAUGUUAUAUACUGUAUCACACUAUGUAUGUACAUCUGAGAGCAUUUGAAAGAGUGCAAUUAAAAAAAAAAAGGGUUGCUGUUAGAUAGUGCAUCUUACAGCUGUUGACCUCAGUGGCCUUUACUCUUGUUGUCCUUAUUUUAAACUUCAUAGGGAAGAGCUCCCUGCUCAUUAGAAAAUAACUUAAUAUGUGAGUUUUAAUCAAGAUCAGUUGAAAAUGAACUUUCACAUCAUGUCUUAACUUGUUACUCACUGUAUUAUCUUCCAGUUAGAAUGUGUAAUAGCCUAAAAUCUAAUUGCCUUUUAUUAUGUGCAUGCUUUAAAUGAAAUAAUCUGUUGGGUUGUACUGUUUUUGUUUUUUUCAAUGCUUCAUUUCUAUUCUGAUGUGUUGUCAGGAGAGUAAAUUAAAUAAAUAUGGACGGGCAUUUGUGUUUGUUAAAGAGAGUGAAUAUUAUAUUACAUUGCCUCAAUGAGUUUCCACUUUUGAAAACCUCAUGUGGAACAGAAAAUAAAAUGGUGGUUCUGUGUUUCA